Molecule: messenger RNA, 2492 nt
Organism: Xyrauchen texanus (razorback sucker)
Lineage: Eukaryota; Metazoa; Chordata; Actinopteri; Cypriniformes; Catostomidae
Gene: acer1
Product: alkaline ceramidase 1
Exons: 8
Coding region: 288-995 (235 amino acids)
Biological process (GO): ceramide metabolic process
Cellular component (GO): membrane
Molecular function (GO): hydrolase activity, acting on carbon-nitrogen (but not peptide) bonds, in linear amides
Source: RefSeq, a predicted model, not a curated record
CGCAUUUUUGAGAGGGAUACCCUCAUUUCCGUCAUUUGAUAAAAUGGCAGGCGUGUUUUCGUACGAGAGCUCUGAUGUGGACUGGUGCGAAGACAACUAUAAACACUCAGAGAAUGUUGUGGAAUAUUUCAACACGUGAAACACAAGAGGAGGAAUUUUCAAGGAUGCUGAUCAUACAAUGAAAGUGAAUGGGGACUGAGGCUGUCAGUCUCUGAAAUUCUGCCCAACUUUUCCUUGUUUGUGUUCCACGGGAGAAAGAAAGUCAUACGGGUUUGAACAACAUAAGAAUGAGCAGUUUUAUCUUUUUUGUAAUUUCCCCUAUAAUGCUGUACCUGCUGCACCCAUAUGCCAAGGAGAGAAACCUGGCCAUACAUCUAGUCUGGUUCAUGAUGAUCUUUGUAGGUAUCUUCUCCAUGUAUUUUCACAUGACGCUGAGUUUCAUGGGCCAGAUGCUAGAUGAGUUGUCAAUCCUAUGGGUUUUGGCUAUUGGCUACUCCCUGUGGUUUCCACGCAAACACUUCCCCUCCUUUAUUAAAGACAGGAGAUCCUUCUCUCGUAUGGUCCUGGUCAUCACCGUCGUAACCACUCUGUCCUCUUUUGUCAAACCAACAGCCAACGCCUACGCUCUCAACUGCUUUGCUGUCCAUAUCUUCUAUUCUCUGUUUGUGGAGCUGAGGAGUUGCGCAGAUCAGAGAGUGCUGCGACUGGCCCGGGUGUGUAUUGGCCUGUGGGUGCUGGCUAUCUCUUGCUGGAUCAGUGAUCGCUUUGGCUGCAGCUUCUGGCAGAAACUGGAUUUCUGUUAUCUGCAUGGUAUCUGGCACAUUCUGAUUGUGUUGGCCACUGCUUAUGGCAGCACUUUGACCGCUUACAUGGAUGCCAGUCUGGAGAUCCCUUACUCUCUCCCCAACCUACAGUAUUGGCCAUGGGACAACUGGAACUUCGGGCUACCUUAUAUCGUCCUCAAAGGCACCACAAAGACCCGGAAAAGAUGUUAACAGACGAGACAAAAUGGACAAAGCAUUGUCAUAUUUAUAAAGCUGCUUGGUGAACAAUACGGUACAUUUAAAUGGACAGAAAGGAGCUUUUAUCCUAUGUGAACGUUGAAGAGAAACUGGAAGUAUUUUGAAGAGAAAUUGGAUGUAUUUGUUGUAGGGAUGAACGAUUUGGACAAAAAAUCUGAUUGUGAUUAUUUUGGAAAAUAUUGCUAUUGUGAGUUGAACUGCAAUUUGAUUAUUAACAUAAAAAAAAAAAAAAUCAUAGUAAGUGUGUCCUUUUGACAAAAAUUAAGUCAUGGACAAACUACUGCCAAAAGAAAUACUGUUCAAGAAAGGGUUUUGUUCACACUUGAGUCCUCUUAAAAAGAAAAAGAAUACAUAAAUGAAAAAUUCUGUGAAACAGAGGUGGGAAAAACAGAUUCACAUCAUCUUCAUAUUGAAUCUGUUCACUGUGUACCUGUUUUUGUCGACAUCGUGAUUGGAUCUCAGCCCACUUUUCAUUAUUUUUGGAACCCAAUAUUAAGUUCAUUUUUGUUUACUGUUAACAACAGCAGCUCUUAUUAUUAUUAUAAAACAGUACAACAUUUAUGUAACAUUUUCUGAACCUGCGUGCAGCAUAGCUGUGUGGGCCUUUCUUUUGGCAGAUGCUUUUAUUUUGGGCAGAAGACAUGCAGGAAGAGAAAUGUCUCAUCCGCUCUUCUGUCCACAAAAACCUGGUGUUAUGAUUUUACUUUAGAUUUGUAUAGUAAUAUUUAACGGCCAAGUAUAUUUGGAAUUACAAAAUGUGCUAUUAGUGAAGCUAGAGCACUGUAAAUUAAACGCCCUCAGCUCAUUAACCUCACAUGAGCAGCGUGUGCAGACUAUUUACUUAUUUAAUUAAAUUGCAGCCUUUGCUGUUUGAUAAUCACACUACGAUUUUGAUUUUAUUUCGAUAAGUCAUUCAGCCCUAACUUGUUUAACGAGAGAAAUGUUGCUUCUGAUGGUGAUAUUGUUGCCAUUACUGGCACUGUGUCCACAUUCCUCAUAGAACCUGAAACUGGUGUGUGUGUGUGUGUGUGUGUGUGUGUGUGUGUGUGUGUGUGUGUGUGUGUGUGUGUGUGUAAGAAUUGCAAGUGACUGUAUACUGUUUGUAUCCUCAUCUUUAAAAACUGUAGUUAUGUGAAAAUGUAUAUUUGCACUGUUGUGACAGGAUAGAAUGAUUGUAUAAAAUUAUGUAUUUUAUGCUUUUUCUUCUAUAUGAAUCAGGGUCUUUAACUUUUAAGACAAAGUGUGAUAAGCAACUACUUGAUUUAUGGGUGAAACUUGAUAUAACUUUAAUGUUCAUUGUAAUAAGAAAACUCAGUGUAGAGGUUCUAAUGUAAAGUCUGAUAAAGGGAGAAAAGUCAUGGUGUCUGUAAAACAUGAGAUGUCACUUCACAGCAUGAAAUUAUUUUCUCAGAAAUGUUUGCAAAAAUUUCUUUACAAAUGAAAUAACUGGGAUUAUUAAAAAUGUUGGUG